GUUGUCAGUAGUCCGGAGGCCGCAGCGUCCGGUCGGAGUCUUAGGGGCUGCAGCGACCGGGAGUGCCCCCGCCCCCCUCCCCACUCCGUUUGAAGUGAAAUUGGAUGUUUACAGAAGCCCGGGCAGUAUAAUAAAGAAAAGCAACCACAACAAUUCCUUCCUGUGUGUUGGAACAUUUAAGAAAGGACAGCUGUGAAACCUGUGUACCAUGGAAAGGACCUGGCCUCAGCUGGUUGGGACUACAGACCUGAUGGGUGUCAUGUGAUUCUUCUGGGGAGCUGCUGCUUGAGUGGAAAUGCUCUCAGCGGUGGAGAAUGGACUGGACCCCCGGGCUGCCAUCCCGCCUGUACUCGUUUUGCUACACAGAUAUGUAGAUUUGUGCAUGCAUGUGGACCCAUGAGUUUGGCCACAGGAAGAGUCACAUUGCAGGGGUCGCCACAGGAGCCUCUAAAGGCCUGUGUUAUGUCUGGCGCCACCCAGGUCAUCAAGAAGAAGCUAGUGGGCUCCGUGAAGGCACUGCAGAAGCAGUACGUGUCCUUGGACACAGCAGUCACAAGUGAAGACGGAGAUGCCAACAGCAUGUGCAGCGCCCUGGAAGCCGUCUUCAUCCACGGCCUGCACACCAAGCACAUCCGAGCCGAGGCCGGAGGGAAAAGGAAGAAAAGUGCCCACCAGAAGCCUCUGCCUCAGCCCGUCUUCUGGCCCCUCCUGAAAGCUGUCACCCACAAACACAUCAUCUCGGAAUUGGAGCACCUGAUCUUCGUGAGCACGGAUGUGGGCCGCUGCCGGGCCUGGCUGCGGCUGGCCCUCAAUGACGGCCUGAUGGAGUGCUACCUGAAGCUGCUGCUGCAGGAGCAGGCCCGCCUGUGCGAGUACUAUCAGCCCACGGCCCUGCUCCGUGACGCCGAGGAGGGCGAGUUCCUCCUGAGCUUCCUGCAGGGCCUGACGUCCCUGUCCUUCGAGCUCUCCUACAAGUCUGCCAUCCUAAACGAGUGGACGCUCACCCCGCUGGCCCUCUCCGGGCUCUGCCCGCUCUCGGAGCUCGACCCCCUCACUACCUCUGGAGCGGAACUACAGCGGAAGGAGUCUCUGGAUUCCAUCUCCCAUUCCUCAGGCUCGGAGGACAUCGAGGUCCAGCACUCGGGCCAUAAGAUCCGACGGAACAGGGGGCUCACGGCCUCCUCCCUCAGUCUGGACACGGCCAGUUCGUCUCAGCUCUCUUGCAGCCUCAACUCUGACAGCUGCCUGCUCCAAGAGAAUGGCUCCAAGAGUCCAGACCGUUCCGAGGAGCCCAUGUCCUGCGACUCAGACCUGGGGACGGCAAAUGCUGACGAUUCGGACCCGUCUCUGCAAGAGGUGUUGUCAGAAUUCAGCAAAGCCCAGGUGAACUCUGUGCCAACCAACAGACUGAGCCACGAAGCGGAGGUUCCCACGCUGCAGGCCUUGCUCGCCCUCCGCGGCCUGGACACCAGCACACCCCUGCGCCUUGAGGUACCUGCAGAGUCCCGCCCCGCCCAAGCAUCCCCUGGGACUCGAGAUGGGGACCGCAAGCAGGAGCCGCUUUCCCAGGCACCUGGCGCCCUGGGCUGGCCACAGCCGGGCAGUGCCCAAGCUGUCCUUUUGGGGAGCACUUCAGGCCAGCAGCCUCCUAGUCCUGUGAGGGAGGCGACCAGAGCAGUCGGCCAAGGAAGUGGCCAGCGGAAGCUUCCGGAGGAGGAUGGACCUCGGCUGAGCCUUGUGGUUCCUUUGCCCACCAGUCCGAAAAGCACGAGCUGGAUCUCAGAAGAUGACUUCUACCGGCCUCCCCGGGAACAGCCCGCAGAGAGUCCUUCCCAUGAUUCCGUGGCUUCUCCCAGAGGGACUCCAGAGCCGAGGCCUGGUCUCCUCACGCAAGGACCAAGAAGAAGCUGUUCCAUGGAGGCCUUAGACAAAGCUUGUGUGCCUUCCCUAGGAAGCAGGAGAAGCAAGGCCGCCCCGACACCGGAGCAUAAGAACUUCAGGGUGGUGCAUCGCAGGCAGAUGGGGCUGUCUAACCCAUUCCGGGGGCUUCUGAAGCUGGGCACGGUGGAGCGGCGGGGGGCCAUGGGCAUCUGGAAGGAGCUCUUCUGCGAGCUCUCCCCGCUGGAGUUGCGCCUCUACCUGAGCGGCGAGGAGCACACCUGCGUGGAGAACUGCUCCCUGCUGCGCUGUGAGUCCGUGGGCCCGGCCCACGGCGACGGCCGCUUCGAGCUGGUCUUCUCGGGCAAGAAGCUGACCCUGCGCUCCUCGUGCCGCGAUGAAGCCGAGGACUGGCUGGACCGUGUGCGCGAGGCGCUGCAGAAGUGCCGGCGGCCCCAGCAGGAGGAGGAGUGGGUGACCAUCCAGUACCCAGACCAGCCCGAGGACCCUCCAGAGGCCCCCCAGGGUGGCUGCGCCUCCCACUCGGACCUGCUCUCGGAAACCCCUGAAACCCCCCAGGGCCCGCAGUUUGACUGGUCUUCUUCCCAGGUUCCCGAGCCUGAUGCUAUUAAGGAAUCCCUUCUGUACCUGUACACAGACCGGACCUGGAUGCCCUGUAUCUUCUCCCUGUCCUUGGAGUCUCUGAAGUGCUUCCGCGUGAGAAACAAUGAGAAGAUGUUAAGUGACAGCCAUGGAGUCGAGACCAUCCGAGAUAUCUUGCCGGACACGAGCCUUGGAGGCCCAUCCUUCUUCAAAAUCAUCACGGCCAAGGCCGUCCUGAAGCUGCAGGCCGGGAACGCUGAGGAGGCCGCCCUGUGGAGGGACCUGGUGCGCAAGGUCCUGGCGUCCUACCUGGAGACAGCUGAGGAGGCAGUGACACUCGGUGGGAGUCUGGAUGAAAACUGUCAGGAGGUGCUGAAGUUCGCCACGCGGGAGAACGGCUUCCUGCUGCAGUACCUGGUGGCCAUCCCCACGGAGAAAGGCCUCGACUCCCAGGGCUGCUUCUGUGCAGGCUGCUCCCGGCAGAUCGGCUUCUCGUUUGUACGGCCCAAGCUCUGUGCCUUCUCUGGCCUCUAUUACUGUGACAUCUGCCAUCAAGACGAUGCCUCAGUGAUCCCGGCCAGGAUCAUCCACAACUGGGACCUCACCAAGCGCCCGGUCUGCAGGCAGGCCCUGAAGUUCCUGACGCGGAUCCGGGCCCAGCCCCUCAUCAACCUGCAGCUGGUGAACGUGUCUCUGUACGAGCACGUGGAGCGGAUGCACCUCAUCGGUAGGAGCCGGGAACAGCUGAAGCUCCUGGGGGAUUACCUGGGCCUGUGCCGAAGCGGAGCCCUGAAGGAGUUGAGCAAGAGACUCAACCACAGGAAUUAUCUCUUGGAGUCUCCUCACAAGUACAGUGUCGCGGACCUCCAGCAGAUCGCAGACGGGGUGUAUGAAGGCUUCCUCAAGUCCCUGAUCGAGUUUGCCUCCCAGCACGUCUACCACUGCGACCUGUGCACCCAGCGCGGCUUCAUCUGCCAGAUCUGCCACCACCAUGACAUCAUCUUCCCCUUUGAGUUUGACACCACAGUCAGGUGUGGCGAAUGCAAGACCGUCUUCCACCAGAGCUGUCAGGCCGUGAUGAAGAAGGGCUGCCCCCGCUGUGCCCGCCGGCUCAAGUACCAGCAACAGAGCACUCUCGCCUAACCCCAUUUCCUGCCCCCACCCGGGACCCGGGGCUCAGCCAUCCCAGCUGGGUUGGCCAUCAGCCUGGGUCACACUUUCAAGGUGUCACAGAUGUCUCCCUUGUCAGGAAGACUCAGAUGUGACCAGAGCAUGAGCCUAUGAGAGGAAGCCUUGGGAGCUCUUGAUGACACCUCCUGCCCCCCACCCAUCUGGAGGCCAGGACACCAGCAAAUGCCCCUGUCCGAGGAUGUGGGAGGAGAGGGGGCUUUGCACUAAUUGGCCUGGAUCGCCUCACUGACGCACCAUCUCCAUUAGGGCUGUUCAAACACUGUGGAAAUAAGACUUGGGAAGCAUUUUCAAUUCCACAUUCCUGAUUAAAAGGCCUAGUUUUUUUAAGGUGGGUUUUUUCCCUUCAUAUUUCAACAGAAAAUAUUUUUUUAUUCUUGACCCUCCACAAGUCACCCAAGAAAUCCAGCCACUCUCACCCUGAGCAAAUGUGCAGGAAGCGCUCAGGCCAGGCCUGUAGGCGGGUGGCGGCUGGGUGGACAGGCCCCCUAGGACAGAGCCUGCCAGCUGGCGGGCGCCUUUCCUUCCCCCUUACCGAGCGCUCGCUGCCGACAGCUCCUGUACAACGUGCCAAACCCCCGGGGGGCAGGGCAGGCUCAGUCCUGAGGACCAUGUGUUUCCUCUGCCUCUCCUCUCUGCUCCCCACCCCCUCCUCACCCGAAAAGCCCCUCACGUCCUCCUUGUCAGAGCCCCUGGCUCUCCUAUGGCCUGGGAUCUUGGUCCCGCAGGAGGAGGGGAAUGACGCGGAGCCAGCACUGUCAGCACUUUGAGCCUUCCCUGGUCCAGGGAGGGUCGUCAUCUAGCCCACCCUCAGCCCCCACCCUCCUCACUCCUACCACCGACAAGCAGCCAGACGGGCGGGGGACUGCUGCAGACGCAGGAACGCAUCCCCGCCUGACUGACCCCCGCCAGGACAACCCUCAGAACCCUCGUCCUUCCACGAAGAGCGUCAGCCCUGCUGCUGAGAUGUGCAGGGACACGCGGGAGAAGCCACCCUCGUGGAAGGAUGCUCAGCCUCAGUUUACAAAGCCAUGAGAGUUCACAAAGCUUUGCUGGACUGGCCCAGGAGGGGCGCUGCCGAGAGACUGGAAAAUUUCACUGGAGCACGACUGCCUUUUGAAGGGGUCUUGGGGUGGAGCCUGGAAUUGUUUUCAAAGUGAUAUUUAGACCCUUGGGGUUGGGGGGUGAAAUCUGGGCAUGAUUUCUCUGUUGCCUCCCCCCCCACCUCUCCUGGAUCCUCAGCCCUGGGGUCUUCUGGCCAUCCUAUCUGCACUCAGCUUGGAUUGGGGGCCUCAGGUGGAGAUCCGCCUUCACUGUCAAGAUGCGAACCUACUCCCGCCUCCCCCUUGGGCUGAUCUGGUUGCUGAGUCACCUGCCCGGCCCUGUGGAGCUGGAUGAAUUGUGCAAUAGAAUCGAGGAGGUGGCAGGCGGGUGGGGGAGCGGGCUGUCACACAGCUGCUCUGUCCCCAUCCCGGAAGAUGGUGCACACCUGUGCCCAGCGCACCAAAGAAAGUGGAUCCUUACCCCCAUCCCCACCCCCCAUAGCCAGCAUUAAUGCUCCACCACAGACACAGCCUGAUCAGAGCCGUAAUUGGUCCAGAUCGCUGAGUGGGCCUGGGGUGGGCAGUGCCGCCUGAGCCAAGCCCUGUUUCCUCGGGCCUGUGAGUAUAUUCUGUAUUCCGGAAGGUCCCUAGGAGGCAGCAGGAGUGAGGCCCUGGAGGAGCUCACUUCGGCCUGACGGGGCCUGGCACGCCCCGCAGCCCGCCCUCCCUGAGAUCAGUAGCAUUAGAGCUGACCCUCCCCCAUACCAAAAAGCAGCUGAUGCCUUCAGAUGAGUUGACUUUUAACACCCUCACCGCCAAUGGGAAGCUGAUGUGAACCUCGGUAGCGCCCACACUAUUUUUAAAAUUUCAUUUUAUGCAAUAAACUGUUUCUAGUGAGGGGCCCCGGCCCUGAGAAGUGCUUUGCAAUGCACCGAAGGACCUGCUGUGUGAGUUUUGAAUGAUUUUGCAGUAAAGACCUGAUCUUUCUAACCUGUGGUCUGGUUUCUG
This is a messenger RNA of Delphinapterus leucas (beluga whale), 5720 nucleotides long. Lineage: Eukaryota; Metazoa; Chordata; Mammalia; Artiodactyla; Monodontidae. The record is from RefSeq and is a predicted model, not a curated record.